Molecule: messenger RNA, 2020 nt
Organism: Plectropomus leopardus (leopard coralgrouper)
Lineage: Eukaryota; Metazoa; Chordata; Actinopteri; Perciformes; Serranidae
Gene: idh1
Product: isocitrate dehydrogenase (NADP(+)) 1
Biological process (GO): isocitrate metabolic process; NADP+ metabolic process
Cellular component (GO): cytosol; mitochondrion; peroxisome
Molecular function (GO): NAD binding; magnesium ion binding; isocitrate dehydrogenase (NADP+) activity
Source: RefSeq, a predicted model, not a curated record
CGGGUACCUGCCGCUCCUCUCUCCGCCUGAGCCGCCUUCCCUUCAGCUAACCUGCAGUCCGGCAUCAUUCCGCCUCCGCAUCCCGUCUGACAGCGUCGUGGACCUUUAAACCAAACAAGGCUCAAAGAUGUCUCAGAAGAUCAAGGCCGGCUCCGUGGUGGAGAUGCAGGGAGACGAGAUGACUCGAGUCAUCUGGGAGCUCAUUAAGGACAAACUCAUCUUCCCUUACCUGGAGCUCGACCUGCACAGCUAUGACCUCGGUAUGGAGAACCGAGAUGCAACAGACGACCGGGUGACGGUUGAGGCGGCGGAGGCAGUCCGCCGUUACAACGUGGGCAUCAAGUGCGCCACCAUCACGCCAGACGAGAAGCGCGUGGAGGAGUUCAAGCUUAAGCAGAUGUGGCGUUCGCCCAACGGCACCAUCCGUAACAUCCUGGGAGGCACGGUGUUCAGGGAGGCCAUCAUCUGCAAGAACAUCCCCCGCCUGGUGCCGGGAUGGAUCAAGCCCAUCAUCAUCGGCAGGCACGCUCAUGGAGAUCAGUACAAAGCCACAGACUUUGUGGUGUCAGGGCCCGGCAAAGUGGAGAUGACCUACACACCUGCAGAUGGUGGAGCGCCAGUUAAACACGUCAUCUACGAGUUUGUAGGCAAAGGCGGUGUAGCGAUGGGGAUGUACAACACAGAUGAGUCCAUCAGGGACUUUGCUCACAGCUCCUUCCAGAUGGCUCUGACCAAAGCUUGGCCUCUGUACCUCAGCACCAAGAACACCAUCCUGAAGAAGUACGACGGUCGCUUCAAGGACAUCUUCCAGGAGAUCUACGAGAAGGAAUACCGGGCUCAGUUUGAGGCCAAAGGCAUCUGGUAUGAGCACCGUCUGAUCGACGACAUGGUGGCCCAGGCCAUGAAAUCAGAGGGAGGCUUCAUCUGGGCCUGCAAGAACUACGACGGAGAUGUACAGUCUGACUCUGUGGCACAAGGCUACGGCUCGCUGGGUAUGAUGACCAGCGUGCUUAUCUGUCCUGAUGGACGCACAGUGGAGUCUGAGGCCGCCCACGGCACGGUGACUCGCCACUACAGACAACACCAGCAGGGCAAAGAGACCUCCACCAACCCCAUAGCCUCCAUCUUUGCGUGGACGCGGGGCCUGCUCCACCGGGCGAAGCUGGACAACAACACAGAGCUGCGAAAGUUCGCCGAGGCGCUGGAGGCCGUUUGCAUCGAGACCAUCGAGGCCGGUUUCAUGACCAAGGACCUGGCUAUCUGCAUCAAAGGCCUGCCAAACGUGACACGUGCCGACUACUUGAACACCUUCGAGUUCCUGGACAAGCUGGGAGAGAACCUGAAGAUUAAACUGGCCAACCAGCCCAAACUGUGAUCUCACCCCACAGCCUCAGCCAUUAAACACAGACACACACACACACACACACACACACACACACACACACACACAGAGACAACUACACGACCACAGGAGUCACGACCACAGGAGUCAUCACCGGAGCGGGGAGGAGUGUCCCGGGACUCCAGAUCCACGACUGAUACCGAGUCACUCCGUGACUGGAGCGUGACCGAGCAGGGUGCCUUGUCCAGCAGGUGUGUCGGCCGUCAUCCCGGUUAAUGUGUCACCAGUGAAAACAUUAACAGUGUCCGGGACUGACCGCGGGCGAAUGACCUGGCGGCUCAGCGACCUUGUUUACCCGAAUUGCACUACGUCCCCUGAAGUGAGUGUGUGUUGUCAGUAUUUGUUGGUGAUGCGUGCAGCAGACGGGGGACGGGAUCCGUGCGCAGGAGCCUCCGGACUCUCACUGCCUUAUUCGUUUUGUGUCAAAGUCAUCGGUUGAUUCUUGUCGUCUUCUUUUGUCUUGUAAUCUUUUUAAUAAUACCUCAAGCGAUGUUUUAUGUUUUAGUGCCAGCUCGAAACCACAGCGGCAGCACCGUCAGCCAGCUUUUAACUCUCUGAAAACUAAAGCAGUUUAGCUUGAUUUCUUUCAAAAAACAUGGAGAGAAGGCAAUGAGCAAC